AUGCAUUUGUUCAACGUCAUUACCUCUUGUGCUGUACUCUCCACAGCUUCAGCGGCUGUCAUCCCUCGGAUACUGACGGAAUUCGAGCCUAAAGGGGGAAUGGGCACUUUGCCCCAGAUCAUUCCAACCGCCGACACCAUCAUCACGGACUUGACCGCCCUUGACAAGGCCAUCACAAAUCUCACCGAAGUCCUUCAAAGCCCCUCCGGUGGCAUCAUCAAAGCAAUCUCCGACAUCUCCUCUGUCAUCUCCCACACCAUCUCUAUCCAGUCCGCCAACCGCCAGGCCAUGUUGGACGUGCAGGAGCUUGACACCGUAUUCUCCGCCUCAGAUUGUUCGUCCAUUAUCAACAAGCUCAAGAACGAUGUGUACCCCCACGCCCAAACGGCUCUUAACUAUCUUGGACAGGCCAAAUCCGAAGGCCUUCUCAACGCUCUGGCCUCGAAAUUCGCCGUCCUGCCAUACCUCAAUGUUCUUAGUAGCGAAUACGACGGCUUCGGCUCUGGUCUUCUCAAGUACAUCGACGCGGGCUCCCAGGCUGAGGCCAAGAGCGUCCUGGACAAUAUCAAGAAUCUCUUGGCCAGCACCAUCUCGACCUACUCCGGCUGA
This is a messenger RNA of Colletotrichum gloeosporioides, 609 nucleotides long. RefSeq lists its product as uncharacterized. The record is from RefSeq and is a predicted model, not a curated record. The transcript has a single exon. Lineage: Eukaryota; Fungi; Ascomycota; Sordariomycetes; Glomerellales; Glomerellaceae. The coding region runs from base 1 to 609 and encodes 202 amino acids.